Molecule: messenger RNA, 3591 nt
Organism: Notechis scutatus (mainland tiger snake)
Lineage: Eukaryota; Metazoa; Chordata; Lepidosauria; Squamata; Elapidae
Gene: RBM6
Product: RNA binding motif protein 6
Biological process (GO): mRNA splicing, via spliceosome
Cellular component (GO): nucleus
Molecular function (GO): RNA binding
Source: RefSeq, a predicted model, not a curated record
GACGUAGGGGCCGCGCGUCACGUGGCAGGAUGUACCGGAACUUCCGGUUCCGUCUGGCUCGGCGCUGCGGCUCUGCUGCGGCUCUGCUGAAGGCCCCGAGAGUGGCGGUGGAUUGAGCCUGCCUGAUUCUUCAGAAUUUGCUAUCUAGUGUCUGUUGGAACAAAAUGUGGGGACAUCCUCAUUCAACUAAUAGAAUGGGUCCUUUCCGUGGGAGCCAAGAAGAAAGAUUUGCUCCCGGGUGGAACAGGGAUUACUCUCCUCCCCUUGAUAGUCUUGCUCAAGAAAGACACUCUGGCAACUUCUCUGGCAGAGAAUCACUUCCUUUUGAUAUCCAGGGACUCCCAGGCAUCCUCAAUCCUCAGUUUGCGAGCAGAGAGGAAUCUACUUUCAGCUUUGGAGGUAGAGAUGGACCACAUAGUGACUUCAGAGGUGGGGAGGGUCAUAUACAUGACUUUGAAAGCAGAGAUUACUCUCCUUCAGAGUUUCAGAGUAGGGAUGAUUCACAGUUGGACUUCAGAGCUAGGGUACCACUCCUUCCAGACUUUAGGGGUAGGGAGAUGUAUCCUGGAACUUUUCAGGAUAGAGAAGGCCAAGCUGUGGAGUAUAGUGGAGGAGAUGUUCCUCCUAUGGAUUAUAGAAAUAGGGAUACAUUCCGGAUGAACUAUAGAGAUAGGGAAGCUCAUACAGUGAACUAUAGAGGCAGAGAUGAUACUUCAUCAGAUUGUCGUACUAGGGGAACAUCUGAUUUGGAUUUCCGAAAUAGAGACGGAUCACACCCACACUUUAGAGCAAGAGACAUGCCUGAACAAGAUUAUAGGGGCAGAGAGCAACCAUAUUCAGACUUCAGGAAAAGAGAUGUACCUGAUACAGAUCUGAGAAAUAUGGGUGCGGCUGAUUCAGACUUCAGAGACAGAGAUAUACCCCACUCAAAUUUCAGAAAUAGGGCAAAACCUCAGGCUGAUCAGGAUUUUAGGGGUAGGGAUGCCCCACCACCGCUGGAUUUUGCAGAAAGGGAGACACUCUCAGCAGACUCAAACGUUGUAGACUUCCAUCACAGUCAAUCUCCAGCACAGUUAGCAGAUAGAGAAUGCAAGAUAGAAGAGACUGUAGUUGUUAGAGACAGGUCUUCUUUGAGUAUUCAGAAUGAGGAUUUGCCACAUUCAGAAUCAAGAGCCAGAGAAGAAGAAAAACCCCAAGAACAAAAUCUUAAGACUGAAUCUUCUCUAGAGUACCAAAAUAGCCGCAAUCCUCUUCCCAAACUUCUGGACCAAGAUAAGCCUGCUCAGGGCUUUGUUAGCAAUCAGGAGAUUUCUGCAAAAGAAGAGCAAGUAGCUGAAUUGCCGGGACUAAAAGAAAAAAGUGAUCUGGAUUUCCUUGGAAGGCAGGAUACAGACUACAGGGGCAUUGAGUAUCGAGAUGUAGAUCAUCGUCUUCCAGGAUGUCGGGUCUUUGACUAUGAACAUGGCAAAACUUUUGCUGAUGGGAAGUCUUGUAAAGAUUCUCAACCAGAUCUUCAGGACCAGGACUAUAGAACCUGUCUCAAAGAUACCAAGCCAAGCAAGUUGAUUCGACUAGGAAGAGUGCCUGAAACUGCUACAAAAGAUGAUAUUCUCAAUGCUUUCCAAGCCUGUGAUGGAACACCAGUAAAAAACCUGCGCCUAAAAGAUUAUACCACAGGUUACAACUAUGGCUAUAUCUGCGUGGAGUUUUCCCUCUUGGAAGAGGCCAUCGCCUGCAUGGAAGCCAACCAGGGACAUCUUAUGAUUGGUGGUAAACAGGUCACACUUGAAUAUAGUCCAUACCCUGAAUUUUGGUAUUGCAAGCGUUGUAAAGCACGCACAGUAGGGUUUCGUUCAGAAGGGUAUCGUUCAUCUUGUUACUUCUGUAAACUCCCAAGAGAUGUAACAGAAGAAAAACUUGAAAAGGAAGAGGAAGAGUUACCUGAGGAACCGAGCCCAAAGGGGGAAUCUGUUGAAGACCCUACUCCAUCCCAAGAGCUGCCGCCUCAGAAGCCAGAUUCUGAGCUGCAAUGCCCACCUCAAGAAUUUGAACCCAAGAAGAAGGAUAAAAACAGAGAAGAGUGGCUCCCACAAGAAAAGAAGAGGGACCUUGAAAUGUACCCACCCCGGAAAGAAAACCAAGACCGUGGUUCAAGGAGAGAAAGUGUGGAAAAUAAGCGUCAGGAGGAUGAGAGUAAAACAAUUAUGUUAAAACGCAUUCCUCGCUUCACUCCACCGGAAGUGAUUGUAGGACUUUUAGCACCAUAUGUCCGUCUCUCUACUUCAAGUGUCCGGGUAAUGAAGAACAAAGCUGGUCGGAUGGGCUACACCUAUGGUUUCAUUGAACUCGACUCUCAUGCUGAGGCACGCCGGUUAGUGAAAGUUUUACAAGACCUAGAUCCACCAAUCAGCAUUGAUGGUCGUGCCGUGGAUGUAAACCUAGCUACAGGAAAGAGGAGAAAUGAAUAUGGAGAUCAAGGUGAUAUUUCUCGCUUCAACCAGGGCAAACGAGGCAUGAAUGACAGAAGGAGCACUGACACACAGAAACGAAAAUCAGAGUCUUCUUCUGAUAUGUCUACAUUCAUUUAUGAUCCAGAUACUGGAAAUUAUUUUGAUCCCAUAAGUGGAGUGUACUAUGAUUCCAAUACUCAGAGAGAAAUACCAAUGGGUCGGGAAGCAUCACCACCACCAUCUAGUAUGAGGCAUUAUAAAAGCCAAGAAAGGACAAGUGAAAGAGAUGAGCCAUCUAGUAGAGAUAAUAGAGAGAGAAGAGAAAGACACAGAAAUAAAUCAGCCAAGAAUGAGCAUCAAGAGGACAAAUUUUCUGCAGAAGAUGUUUUUAAAAAGCCACUACCUCCAAUAUUGAAAAAAGAAGAAAGUACUCCUCCACCAAAGGUGGUGAAUCCUCUGAUAGGGCUUUUGGGAGAAUAUGGUGGAGAUAGUGACAAUGAGGAAGAAGAGGAAGAAGAGCCACAGCCACAGCCAUCACGGCCAGUAGUCCAGCAAGAGGAACAGCCCCAAAAGGUUGAAAGCGAUGAAGAUAAGCUGACAGACUGGAAUAAGUUAGCAUGUUUACUUUGCCGGAGGCAGUUUCCAAAUAAAGAGGUUCUAAUUAAACAUCAACAACUAUCCAACCUUCACAAACAAAACUUAGAGAUUCACUGGAAAAUAAAACGAUCGGAGCAAGAACUGGCAUAUUUGGAGAAGCGAGAGCGAGAGGGAAAAUAUAAAGAAAAGGGAAAUGACCGAAGAGAGAGAUUUGAGGAACGAGAAUCUCCAGAGAGAAAACGGCCAAAAUACUUCAGAAAUUCUGACAGUGAGCGUAAGUCCACAGAUAAAGGAAGAAUGGAGAGCAAUAACAAAGGAAGCCGAAUGAUGCAGGCUAUGGGCUGGAAGGAAGGCUCGGGGCUAGGGCGCAAUGAACAAGGCAUGACCUCACCACUAGAGGCAGAAAAUCGGAAGAAGGGAGCAGGCUUAGGAACCCAAGGAAGGCCCAGUAGAAGGCAAUCUAAUGAAACGUAUCGAGAUGCAGUGCGGAGAGUCAUGUUUGCCCGCUACAAGGAACUUGAAUAAAUGUGGAAAGAAAUCACAC